Messenger RNA from Brassica rapa (field mustard), 363 nucleotides. RefSeq names its product glycine-rich cell wall structural protein 1-like. Lineage: Eukaryota; Viridiplantae; Streptophyta; Magnoliopsida; Brassicales; Brassicaceae. The record is from RefSeq and is a predicted model, not a curated record.
AUGGAUAUAGGAUCCGGCCAUGGUGGUGGAUUUGGAGCGGGAGGAGGAUUCGGUGGUGUUGGAGGAGUUGGUGGUGGAGGUGGUGGCGGCAGAGGAGGUGGUGCUGGUGGUGGAUCUGGUCAUGGUGGUGGUUUUAGAGUUGGAGGGGUAGUUGGUGGUAGAGCGGGAGGAGGUGUUGGGGGAGGCGGUGGACUAGGUGGUGGUGGAGGAGGUGGUGUGGGCGGUGGAUAUGGACAUGGUGGUGGAUUUGGUGCUGGUGGAGGUCAUGGGAUAGGACAUGGCGGAGGAGGAGGCUUUGGGAUUGGAAUAGGAAUCGGUGUUGGGGUUGGUGGAGGCUCAAGGUUCUGGCAACGGAAGCGGUAG